UAUUCAACCGAAUUUACUCGUUUCAAAUCAAACGUUUCCCCCACCGUUGUCGGCAACCAAUCAAAACUAACGUCAUUAAUAAUGUCAAUUGUCAAAAACGAAAAACGUGGUUAUAAACAAAUUCAAUAAUGUCAGAACAAUACAAGAUUUUGCACCCCGUCAAGUACUUCCGCGACCACUUGGCCCACAAAAUCCGACCUGAUGGGCGCGAAUUUGGGGAAUAUCGCCCCAUCGUGGUCAAUUUGGGCUCAAUUUCGACAGCCGAUGGGUCUGCGAUUGCCAAAGUUGGUCGCACGACGGUAGUUUGCGGCAUUAAAGCGGAGUUGUGUCAGCCCAAGGCUGAGGCUGCAAACGAGGGGUUUUUGAUCCCCAAUGUGGAAUUACCACCGUUGUGUUCGUCAAAAUUUCGGCCAGGACCCCCAACUGAACAAGCCCAAGUAGCGACCCAGUUAGUUGCCGAUAUUUUAAAAAACUCUGAUUGUUUAGACUUAAAAACGUUAUGUAUAUUUCCAGACAAAUUAGCUUGGUGUUUAUAUGCUGAUUUAAUUUGUUUGGAUUUGGAUGGGGCGUUGAUAGACGCGUGUGUUGUUGCGUUAAUGGCAGCGCUUAAGUCAGUUACUUUGCCAGCGGUUCAGUACGAUCCAGCCCUUGACAACAAGCAAGUGAAUGUGCAAGAGAGGAAAGCUCUUAGUGUUACCAACACUCCAAUAGCAACAACGUUUGCAAUGUUUGAUGAUAAAAUUCUCAUAGACCCAACAGUGGAUGAGGAGGACUUAAGUACGUCUUUGGUGACAAUUGUGGUGAAGGAAGAAGAGUUGUGUUUUGUUCACAAGCCAGGUGGCUGUGUUUUUACGGAAGAGCAACUUUUAAAGUGUGUGGAAGAAAGUACAAAACGUGCAACUGUGAUUGAGGAAAUUAUAGAAACAGCUUUUAAAAGUUUAUAAUAAAAACAUUUUUUUUUAUAAAUGUAUAUCCUAUAUUAUUUAAAUAAAAAUUUUAACAGGUUCCACAGUA
Tribolium castaneum (red flour beetle) is the source of this 1014-nucleotide messenger RNA. RefSeq names its product exosome complex component RRP43. Gene Ontology annotation, molecular function: mRNA 3'-UTR AU-rich region binding. The record is from RefSeq and is a predicted model, not a curated record. Gene Ontology annotation, cellular component: nuclear exosome (RNase complex); cytoplasmic exosome (RNase complex). Bases 129 to 944 code for a protein of 271 amino acids. NCBI's taxonomy places the organism in Eukaryota, Metazoa, Arthropoda, Insecta, Coleoptera, Tenebrionidae. The transcript has 5 exons. Gene Ontology annotation, biological process: nuclear polyadenylation-dependent mRNA catabolic process; U4 snRNA 3'-end processing; exonucleolytic trimming to generate mature 3'-end of 5.8S rRNA from tricistronic rRNA transcript (SSU-rRNA, 5.8S rRNA, LSU-rRNA).